AUGUCUUCAUCUUCAAUCCCCCACCCACUCUGUCCGUUGACGGGCGACGAGAUCCAGGCAAGCGCGCGCUUGAUUGAGAGCGUUUGGCCACAAUCGGUUUCCCUAUCUUUUAAGGUUAUAACACUGAGCGAGCCACCCAAAGAGAAGCUCGCGCCUUAUCUGGAAGCUUUUGACAAUGGAAAAUCCCCUUCCCCACUAGAUCGUCGGGUUUUCGUUGCGUAUUACAUUCGAACAACGGACAUCUUCCAUGAGGCUGUCGUGAAUUUGACCACGGGGAGAAUCGAGAGUAACGUCAAGCUUGGGCCUAACGUUCAUGGCAAUGUUGAUUACGAUGAGGCUCAGAGGGUCGAGAAGCUUGCUCUUGAAGAUCCGAAGGUGCUGGCCGAGCUCGAAAAGCUGAAGCUGCCGGAGGGAACAGUCGUAUGUGCUGAUCCUUGGAUCUACGGAUCUAAUGGUAUUGACGAUGACGUACGCAUGUAUCAGGUGUUUCUCUACAUGCGAGACCCUGCGAACUCAAGCGAAGCCGAUUCAAAUCACUAUGCGUUCCCUUUGCCCGUCUCCCCAGUUAUUGAGUGUGUUCACUACAAGGUCAUCCGAAUUGAUGUCUUGCCCACAGGCGUCGAUAACACCAUCAAGCCUUUAGAGCCCUAUCAACCGAAGCCGGCGAAUGAGUACAUCCCGGAGGCUCAAGAGUUGCGGAAGGACCUUAAGCCGCUGCACGUCAGUCAACCGGAGGGACCCAGCUUUUCUGUGACGCCGGUAGGUGAGACCGGAAAUGUUAUCUCUUGGCAGAAGUGGAACUUCUUUGUUGGCUUCAAUCAGCGUGAGGGAAUGGUCUUGUAUAACGUCAAGUACGACAACCGCCCACUCUUCUACAGACUAUCACUCUCAGAUAUGAGUGUUCCAUACGGUGACCCGCGUCAUCCCUUCCACAAGAAAUCAGCAUUCGACCUGGGCGAUGCUGGCGCGGGUGCUACAGCCAAUAAUCUCAAGCUUGGCUGUGAUUGCCUAGGCAGCAUCCAAUAUCUCAGCGGUGUCAUCUGCGACGAUCGAGGCAUGCCCCUACCAAUGGAGAAUGUCAUCUGCAUUCACGAGCAAGACGCCGGUAUCGGAUGGAAGCACACCAACUACAGAACUGGAAGAGCUGCUAUCGUCAGGUCGCGUGAACUAGUCCUGCAGUCAAUCAUCACUGUUUCCAACUAUGAGUACAUCCUCAUGUUUAUCUUCAACCAAGCUGGAGAUGUCACGUAUGAAGUGCGGGCUACCGGUAUUCUCUCGACACAGCCUAUUGACCACGAGUUGGACAAGACUGGAUCGCCAUUUGGCACGGUUGUGCAUCCUGGCGUCUUGGCGGGUAAUCAUCAGCAUAUCUUCUCACUGCGAGUAGAUCCCAUGAUCGACGGCCAUACAAACCAGCUGGUGUGCAGCGAGGCCCAUAAAAUACCCCGAGAUCCCCACCGGAACCCGCACGGUACAGGUUACGAAGUCGUAGAAAAGACCGUUGACACAACAGCUGGUCUCGAUAUUGACUAUGACCUUAGUCAAGUGUACAAGAUCACCAAUCCUAAUUCCCUCAACCCAAUCAACGGAAAGCCCGUGGGUUACAAGAUUAUGGCUCCGCCAUUCCAGAAGCUCAUGGCCGACGAAGACAGCAUCAACCACAAGCGUGCCGAGUUCGCAGACCAUAACAUCUACGUCACCACCCACCGCGAUCGUGAACUCUACGCCGGAGGUUGGUGGACGAAUCAAUCGCGUGGAGGCACAGGCGUGAGGAGCUGGGCACAGAGAAGCGAGACCCUGACUUCAGAGUCUGAUAUUGUGCUGUGGGUUCAGUUUGGCAUCAACCAUAUACCACGCAUUGAAGAUUUCCCUGUCAUGCCAGUCGAGAUCUUGAAGGUGCAUCUCAAGCCUGUCAACUUCUUUACCAAAAAUCCUGCCCUGGAUGUUCCACCAAGUGAGCAGAGCGUCAACCAGAGUACUCUGAUUGAGACCAAAGCAGAUGCAGGCGAGACUGAUUGUGAUUGCCAAACGUCUGCUCCCUCCAAGCUUUAG
Messenger RNA from Fusarium sp. VM40, 2052 nucleotides. NCBI's taxonomy places the organism in Eukaryota, Fungi, Ascomycota, Sordariomycetes, Hypocreales, Nectriaceae. The record is from the annotation of a GenBank genome assembly.